This is a messenger RNA of Felis catus (domestic cat), 1038 nucleotides long. RefSeq names its product cysteine and tyrosine rich 1 (gene CYYR1). Lineage: Eukaryota; Metazoa; Chordata; Mammalia; Carnivora; Felidae. Bases 500 to 1018 code for a protein of 172 amino acids. The transcript has 4 exons. The record is from RefSeq and is a predicted model, not a curated record.
CACCUAUUGCCUCCAAAGGAAAAAUUGGAGCGCAGGGCUGGAAUUCAAAAGAGCAACUGCCAGAGCACCGGGCUGGAAGAAGUUCCCUCUUGCUCCAGGACUCAAGCCACAGAAGGAAGAACCCGAGGGUGGGGAGGAGUCGGGGCCACCCCCGCCCCCAGCCCCACGUCGGUGCCACCCGCGGAGAUGAAAUGUGAGCCCGGGUGGCCCAGGACGCCGGAGCGGCUGCCUCGCCUGCCGCCUGAGCGCCGCGGGCAGAGACAAAGAGACCUCGGCCCCAGCGCAGCCCCGCGCGCCCCGGCCGGGCUCCCCUCGAAGACGCUCAGGGCAAUGGCCCGGUCCCCGCGCGACCCCCCUCUCGGGAGCGCUGCCCUCUCCCUCUGACCGCGCUCCGGUUCCUCCGCGGCCCGGGCUCUCCCUUCUCCCCCCCAUCAGCCCUCUCUCCAGUCUGUGCGUCUGUCCGUCUGUCCUGGCGCGCAACCUCCGGCCACCGGCUUGGAUGGACGCGCUGAGGCUGCCCGGGGGUCCAGGAAUCUUGCUUCCGAAGCUGGUCCUGCUCUUUGUCUACGCAGAGGAUUGCCUUGCUCAGUGUGGCAAAGACUGCAGAUCUUACUGCUGCGAUGGGGCCACGCCCUACUGUUGUUCCUACUACGCCUAUAUUGGGAAUAUCCUCUCGGGCACCGCGAUUGCUGGCAUCGUGUUUGGAAUUGUAUUCAUCAUGGGGGUCAUUGCGGGGAUUGCCAUAUGUAUCUGCAUGUGCAUGAAAAACAACCGUGGGACCCGGGUGGGCGUCAUCAGGACCACCCACAUCAAUGCCAUCUCCUCCUAUCCCGUGGCACCACCGCCCUAUAGUUAUGACCAUGAGAUGGAAUACUGUGCCGACUUGCCGCCUCCCUACUCUCCCACCCCACAGGCUUCCGCGCAGCGUUCUCCACCCCCUCCUUAUCCUGGAAAUUCAAGAAAACAGUCCUUCUCCCAGAACAGAAUAUGUGCCAAUCAGAGAUCUUGCUUGGAAUAAAAGGCUUGCUCUAAGGAGUA